AAAUGUUGCUGUUAGCGCGCCGGUUGAGCGAGCUAGGGCCGUUAGUUUCCGCUAGUACACAACAAUCUGUUAGAAUACUAAAUAGAACAUUCAGUGACAAACCUGAAGUUCCAAAUACGACCGGAAACUUGGACACAUCCGGCGCUACGGACAAACCGGAAUAUGUAGCGAAGACAAAUGUGAAUAAAACAGAGAAAGAAAUUCUUAAGAUUGUGAAUGAAAGUAAUGAAGUAUCAAUGAAUAAAAGACACGACAAUAAACUAUUUUUUACAAAUGAAGAGAAGGCAAUAAUGAGGAAUCCUGAGCAACGGAUCCCUUACACAGUUGAGAAAGAACCAGGAGUAUUUUGCUACGAGAAUACGGUUCGACCUCUUGUCACCUUUCCCGAUCCAACCUUGGUGAAUUUAGAAAGUCACGAGGAUGUUCGAGAGUAUACACUUGGAUUUCCUGUUAUUCGUCCUCCUUCUAUUGUUGAGAGGUGGAGGGAAGGAAUCAGGUUAACAAAGUCUACUCCUGAAGAGUAUCCCUGGAUCCAGGAGUUUAAAUCUCAAUACGAUUAUCUAAUUGUCGGAGGAGGGAUUGUGGGAUCCUGUAUAGCAAACGCAUUGGCGGAGAGAAUAAAGUGUGGAGACGGGUUCAGAGUUGGUGUUAUAGAAAAAGAUCCGACCUACAGGUAAAAUUCAA
Messenger RNA from Eurytemora carolleeae, 684 nucleotides. RefSeq lists its product as uncharacterized. The record is from RefSeq and is a predicted model, not a curated record. The transcript has 5 exons. The coding region runs from base 3 to 677 and encodes 224 amino acids. NCBI's taxonomy places the organism in Eukaryota, Metazoa, Arthropoda, Copepoda, Calanoida, Temoridae.